CCGAAGUCUGAAAGGUCCAAACCUCGAAACCCACCCGAAAAAUGAUGCUCGGAGAACCGACUCGAGUCCACCCGACUAUCCAAGUCCCUCCCUGGGACUCAUUUGACGAUCAUAACCCCACCUCACCCUUCCCCAUCCCCAUUCACUCCGUUAACUAUAACGGCAAUGCCUCCAACGGAGGAGACUUCUCCCCGCUCUCUCCAGUGUUCCUCGACUCCCUCGCCGCGCUCCACCGUUACCUCCCGUCGAACGAGUCCGACUCGCUAGCGGAGGACCCGGACAUUCCCAUGAACCCAAUCUCCUGUGACCAGUUCCGGAUGUUCGAGUUCAAGGUCCGGAGGUGCGCGCGCGGAAGGUCCCACGACUGGACCGACUGUCCAUACGCCCACCCGGGCGAGAAGGCCCGGCGUCGCGACCCGAGAAAGUACCACUACUCCGGUGCUGCAUGUCCUGACUUCCGCAAGGGCCACUGCCCGAAGGGUGACUCGUGCGAGUUCGCUCACGGUGUUUUCGAGUGCUGGCUCCACCCGGCUAGGUACCGGACCCAGCCAUGCAAGGACGGGUUGGGCUGUAACCGCCGCGUCUGCUUCUUUGCCCACACGCCCGAACAACUUCGGGUCCUUCCCGGGCAGAGCCCGAGAACCCAAGGGUCGGGAGCUUUCGACUCGUAUCCAUUUGGUUCGCCCCCCACCUCGAUCCUGAUGUCCCCUCCAUUAUCUCCGCCGUCUGAAUCGCCGCCAAUGUCGCCAAACAGUCCUCAAGUUGGCCAUAACUCGGUUAGUGAACUCGUUGCUUCGAUGCGAAACUUCAAGCUUGCUAAGAUGAAAAUGAACUCCCCGCCUGCAUGGGGAGCCCAAAUGGGAUCAGGGUUCGGUCCGUCUCCACGUGGGUCCGCCUUCCGAUCCGGUUUUUGCAGCCUUCCAUCGACUCCGAGUCGUACAACGGGUCGGGUCGGACCGAACCCGGUUGAUCUCUGGGAUCAGCCUUGCGAGGAGGAGCCGGCAAUGGAGAGGGUGGAGUCCGGGAGGGACCUCCGGGCAAGAAUGUACGCGAGAAUGUACGAGAGGCUGAGUAAGGAGAAUUCUUUUGGCCGAGUCGCCUGUGUUGACUCUGGAUCGUCAGCUCCGGAUGUUGGAUGGAUUUCGGAGCUAGUCAGCGAGUGAGUGCAGACGACGAGUCGCGGGACCGUGACUGCUGUGUCGACUCGUUUGUCGUUUUAUCCGUUUUUGAUUUAUAUUUUUGGCAGGUGCGGUAAAAAUGGGAGUGGCCUUAUGAUUCUUCUGACCUUUUGUUGUGAAUAGCGCGGUUAAUAUGAAGCUUUUUUGGUGUAAAUGGUGGACGUGGAACUGUGAAGAACUUGAUUUCGUUUUGCAAGUUUGUACAGAAAAAAACAACGAAGAAGAAUUUUGUCGGGGCUGCUGGGGAUUUGGGUAGCUAAUAUUAAUGCUUUCAUCAUUGUUUAUGAAAUUGUUAUUUUCUUUUUUUUUUUUCUUGUUAUAUCUAGUUUUCUCGGAUAAUAUUAUAUUUGUAUUUUCUCCCUUGUUGCUUAAUCAAAUUGAAUCUUAGUAUUCGAAA
Pyrus x bretschneideri (Chinese white pear) is the source of this 1575-nucleotide messenger RNA. RefSeq names its product zinc finger CCCH domain-containing protein 23. Lineage: Eukaryota; Viridiplantae; Streptophyta; Magnoliopsida; Rosales; Rosaceae. The transcript has a single exon. The record is from RefSeq and is a predicted model, not a curated record. Bases 42 to 1163 code for a protein of 373 amino acids. Gene Ontology annotation, molecular function: metal ion binding.